AAAUUCAACAUGAAGUCUCUAAUUACCUCCUUUCUUCAUAUUUUUAUUGUCUUGUCGUUUGCAUGGGCAGCUUCUGCUCACAACCAUGAAUCUUUUCUCCACUGUCUUUCUCAUCAUUCUCCCAAUACCUCUUCCAUUUCAAAGAUUAUUUACACUCCAACAAAUCCUUCAUACUCUUCGGUUUUGAACUUCUCAAUUCACAACCUUAGAUUCACAUCUCCUAAAACCCCGAAACCUCACAUCAUCGUCACGCCGUUCCUUGUUUCUCAAAUUCAAGCAUCCAUCAUUUGUGCCAAAAAAACUGGCUUUCAAAUUCGAACAAGGAGCGGCGGUCAUGACUACGAGGGACUUUCUUAUGUCUCUGACGUCUCGUUUGUCGUUGUCGAUCUAAUAAACCUUCGGUCGAUUAGUGUUGAUGCGGAAAACAAUGUUGCAUGGGUGCAAUCUGGAGCUACCAUUGGCGAACUCUACUAUAGAAUUGCUGAGAAAAGCAAAACCCUAGGGUUCCCAGCUGGGGUUUGUCCUACUGUUGGUGUCGGUGGACACUUCAGUGGUGGCGGCUAUGGAUUGAUGCUACGUAAAUUCGGCCUUGCUGCUGAUAACGUGAUCGACGCUUACUUCAUUGACGUGAAUGGUAAGCUCCACGACCGAAAAUCAAUGGGGGAGGAUGUGUUUUGGGCCAUUAGAGGAGGUGGAGGAGCAAGCUUUGGAAUUGUUCUUGCAUGGAAAAUAAAGCUUCUCCCUGUUCCAUCAAUUGUGACUGUUUUCACAAUCACAAGAACUUUGGAACAAAACGCCACAGAUCUCAUUCACCGAUGGCAAUAUGUCUCUAGCAAACAAGAUGACAAACUUUUCAUCAGAAUCAUAUUAACUGGGAUAAACACAACAAAUUCUCAACAUGGAAAUAAAAGAACAAUAGAAGCUGCUUUCAACUCCUUGUUCCUUGGAAAAAUCGAAGAACUUGUUCCAAUAAUGGAAAAGACUUUCCCAGAACUAGGGUUAACAAAGGAAGAUUGCAUUGAAAUGAGUUGGAUUGAAUCCGUUCUCUACUUUGCUGGCUUCUCAAGAGGGCAACCAUUAAAUGUUCUUCUAGAUAGAAGACCAUUAACCCCCAAAAGAUUUUUCAAAGCCAAAUCAGACUAUGUAAAUGAGCCAAUCCCAAAAGCUGGCCUUGAGGGCAUAUGGGAAUUGUUUGAUGAAGAAGAAGCAGAAGCUGCAGUUUUGAUUUUGAGUCCUUAUGGUGGAAUAAUGGACAAGAUUUCAGAGUCAGAAAUUCCAUUCCCACACCGAGCUGGAAAUCUUUACAAGAUUCAGCAUUUGGUGUAUUGGGAUGAAGAAGGUGAAGAUAUUGCUAAAAGGCAUAUAAAUUGGAUCAGGAAACUUUAUAGUUACAUGGCUCCUUUUGUUUCAAAAAAUCCGAGAGCGGCAUAUAUCAAUUACAGAGACCUGGAUAUCGGAACAAAUGAGAAAAACGGUAGAAACACGAGCUACAACGAAGCAAGUGUGUGGGGAGUUAAGUAUUUCAAGGGUAAUUUCAAGAGGUUGGUGAGUGUAAAAACAAAGGUCGAUCCUUCUAAUUUCUUCAAGAAUGAGCAGAGCAUUCCUUCUCUUAAGCCAUGGUGGAAUAAGAGGGGAUACUAGAUGUGUUUUGAAAUAUAUAUUAUUGUGUGUUGAAGAAAGCCCCAAAUGAUUGGAUGUGUUUAACAAAGAAAAUAGAAGGGGGUUUCUACUUUGGUUUUAUACUUUGUACCUAAUUAAUAAAAGUGUUUCCUGUGUAUUAAACAUUUAUUUGAAA
Cucumis melo (muskmelon) is the source of this 1795-nucleotide messenger RNA. Its product is annotated as tetrahydroberberine oxidase-like. NCBI's taxonomy places the organism in Eukaryota, Viridiplantae, Streptophyta, Magnoliopsida, Cucurbitales, Cucurbitaceae. Gene Ontology annotation, molecular function: oxidoreductase activity; FAD binding. The record is from RefSeq and is a predicted model, not a curated record. Bases 10 to 1641 code for a protein of 543 amino acids. The transcript has a single exon.